Messenger RNA from Daucus carota subsp. sativus, 5115 nucleotides. RefSeq lists its product as uncharacterized. The transcript is spliced from 12 exons. Lineage: Eukaryota; Viridiplantae; Streptophyta; Magnoliopsida; Apiales; Apiaceae. The record is from RefSeq and is a predicted model, not a curated record. The coding region runs from base 429 to 4730 and encodes 1433 amino acids.
AUUAACAUUUCCAGUUUUGUCCGAAACACACACACACACACAAUCUCUCUCAAUCUCUCUCUCCCACGGCUUCUGAGAAAAGGGAUUCUAGAGAGAGAAACAGAAGAUGGUGUUUUAGAAAGAUGUAAAGCAAAGACAACAGCCAUUCACACACAUCUCUGCUUCAAGUAGAUUGUCAAGAGGAAGAAUGUGUGUUGUGCUCAAUUUUUCAAUGUCGGUUGCGAUUUCAAACGAUCUGUCUCGAUCUUUGCUUUGAUUUUGCUUCUAGAGGGUGAAUUUGGCUGGAUUGAGGUCGGAGGCGUGGUUAGGUACAUUAUGUGUAAGAUCUGAAGACAUGUGGUUUGUGGAUUGCUUUAUUGGAAUUUUAGUUUGCUAAAGAGGGGCAGCAGGUUUUGAUUGUAUGAUAUACGAUUCUUGAGAGAGGAAAGAUGAAGUCGGAGACACCUAUUGACUAUGCUGUGUUCCAGCUAUCCCCUAAGCGUUCACGAUGUGAAUUGUUUAUUUCUCGUGAUGGGAAUGUAGAGAAGCUUGCUUCAGGGUUGUUGAAGCCAUUUGUGGCACAAUUGAAGAUUGCAGAGGAACAAGUUGCUUUGUCAGCUAAGUCAAUUAAACUCGAGGCGGAGAAUUACAGAGAUGGAGAAAGGUGGUUCACUAAGGGUACACUUGAAAGGUUUGUGCGAUUUGUUAGUACGCCUGAAGUCUUGGAGAUGGUUAAUACCUUUGAUGCAGAAAUGUCGCAGCUGGAAGCAGCUCGAGUCAUUUAUUCACAGGGAGUGGAAGAUCAUACUUCAAGUACAUCAGGGAGAGAUAGAAGCGGUGCUACAACAGCAGCAGAUGCAACAAAGAAAGAACUUCUGAGAGCAAUUGAUGUGCGACUUGCUGCAGUUAAGCAGGACAUAGCCACAACCUGUGCUCGUGCUGCUGCUGCUGGUUUUAAUCAUGACAGUGUGUCAGAACUCCAAAUAUUUUCAGAUCAGUUUGGUGCCUAUCGCCUUAAUGAUGCUUGCAACAAAUUCUUAUCUCUGUGUGAGAGACGGCCUGACCUGAUGAACUCAUGGAACUCUGGAGUAGAUGACAGAACAGUACGAUCUUCGUAUGGAUCUGACAUGUCCAUUGACUAUGAAGCGACCAAAGAACAAAUCCCGGAUGAGCAAUCUGGUGAGCAAUCAAAGCUCUCCUCGUGGCAGCAGCUCAACUCUUCUUCUCCCACAUUCUCUGUUAGACGUUCUAGAGAGUGCAGCACUGAGAGAGACGACACAAGUAGUGCACUAGAGAAGAAAGAAGAGAGCAGUGGUGAGGUUGAGCCUCUGAAAACUCAGCCUGGUCCGCCUGCAAGGCGGCUCAGUGUGCAGGAUCGGAUAAGCUUGUUCGAGAACAAACAAAAAGAGACCUCUACUGGUAGUGGUGGGAAGCCCGUAGUUGCAAAGUCUUCUGAGCUUCGAAGACUGUCCUCUGAUAUUUCUUCUGGUUCCACAGCAGCUGAGAAGGCCGUAUUGAGGAGAUGGAGUGGUGUCAGUGAUAUGAGCAUUAGUGUCGACUUAAGUGACGAAAAGAAGGAAGUUGACAACCCAGGAUGCACAUCAUCUCUAGCCUCAGCUCCUCAGCCCAAACCUGAUGACAGGAAGAACUUGCAUAGUGCUGCCAGUUUCGAUAAGCCUGAAUUCAGGAGUAUUCCUGGUAUUGUUUGCGAAGUUGGGACAGAAGACCAAACGGCUGUUUCUGUUAGAGAGGAGGGCAAUUCUAAAAAGGAUUUUGUAAAUCCCAUAAUACCCAUGGUGGCUUCUUCUGGACGAACAGGGGAUUCAUGCGAGUCUGAAAAUUCUGAUCUUAUCCUUAAGACAUCCAAAGUUCAAGAUAAGAAUUUGUCAAAUACAUCUUCUAGUCAGGCUGGGGUCAAGGACCAACCAACUUCUGAAAGCCAAUCAAGAUCUUUCUCCUUUGACAGGGCGGAUCGGUUUGGUUUCAAGAAACAUGGGAGGUCUAGGAGUUCUUAUGGUAAUGAUGAGCAACAGGGGACCAUAGAACAGAGUGGAACUCUAGAUCAAGCAACUUCAGAGAUGCAGAUUGCUAAUCUGAAAAAAGGAGGUCUCUCUGAGAUGAAACCUGUGACCUUUGCAAGCAAGAGUAGCAUCAGUUUAACUGCAAAGGAAUCAUAUCAACCAUCAGGAGAUCACAUUGUGGACAGAGAGGAAGAUCUUGGAUCAAUGGAGCAAUCAGCUCCGCGCUCACGACUAAGGGCCCCUGUGAAGACAGCAAUGGACUCUCGACAAUCUGAUGGUGGAUCAAAAAUUCGAGAAGCCUUUUCAGCUCAAUAUCGAGGUUCCUUGGGUGAUCCAUUAGCUUCUCAAGUUAGCAUGGAGUCGAUAAAAGAAACUGAGGAAAUGAAGAAGCAAGCCUUGGCCUCAUCUGAGAAGCACUAUGCCAGUCCUAUACUCAAAAUUGAAGAUUCUGGGAUUCCAAAAAACGUGUUCCAGAAGCAAGACCCUGCACGUGAACAUACCCGGAAGUCUCAGAAAAGCACGAGCAGUUCUGUUCAUGGAAAUAAUAAAACAUCGUUCUCUGGUAAGAUGGCUUUUAAAGACCAGGAAGAUAUAUUCACAACUCCCGAGACUGAACAACUUCAGAGGAUAAGGCAAACCAAAGGUAAUCAGGAACUCAAUGACGAGCUGAAGAUUAAAGCAAAUGAGCUUGAGAAGCUCUUUGCUGAACAUAAACUUCGAGCCCCUGUAGAGCAGUCUAAUUCUACCCGAAGGAGCAAGCCUAAUGACAUGCAGACUGAACAGGUGUCAUCAAGCUUACCAGAGAGAAAACAAGUUGAAGAUACUACUCCGCAAUUGCUGGACAAAAAUAUGAUCGUCUCCUCGGGUAGCUUAAGCAACAUGGAAAAGCUUAAUGAGGGUUUGCAUGUUGAUUUUGCUGAUAACCAGAAUUACAUGGACAAUGUGAAAUAUAAUGUCUCUGACUUUGGCUUAUUGGAUGAAUCAAGAGGCAAAUGUUAUGAUACAUAUAUGCAGAAAAGAGAUACAAAACUAAGGGAAGAAUGGGGUUCUCGAAGAACGGAGAAAGAAGCAAAACUGAAAGAAAUGCAGGAUAUAUUUGAAUGCAGCAGACGAGAGAUGUGGGACAAAUUAUUAGGUUCGACAGAUAGAAAUGAUUCGGCAUAUAGUGCCCGUCGUCGUGCAGAGAGACUCCGAUCAUUCAAAAAUCAGUCAAGUUUGAAGAUUGAGCAGCCAGACUUCUUGCAAAGUGAUGAUGAAGAUCCGCUUGAGCUUGCAGAACAAAAAUCUUUUGGUCAAGAAAGUUCUAUUAAUGAUGCCUCUUUAGGGAAUGGUGCUUCUAGGAGUUCCCAGAAUAAGAGAGUUUUACCAAAUAGAAAUUUCUCAUCAUCCACACCCCGAAAUUUGGCGGUAGCGUCUUCAAGGUCAGCCUCCAAAGCUUCCAAUUCUAGUUUAGCAAGGAGAAGAAUGCAAUCUGAAAAUCCUCUUGUGCAAUCAGUUCCCAACUUUUCUGACCUGAGAAAAGAAAACACAAAACCGUAUUCAGCCGGUAGCAAAAUUGCCCGCCCACAAUUGAGAAACUACACCCGCAGCAGAAGCACCAACGAAGAGAUACCCAAUGUCAAGGAAGAGAAAUCAAGGAGGUCGCAGUCCGUGAAGAAGACCAGCAUGAAUCCUGCUGAAACUAAGGGCAUGUCUGCUUUUAACUCAGAUGCAGCGGUUUUGUCACCAAGAAAAUUUGACAGCGGGCAGACAGAACAAAGUCGCUAUGACAAACCUUUCCUUCAGAACAAAUAUAGUGGAGGACGUGGUGUUGGCGAGAUGAAGCUUAAGGCUUCAAUGUUCAAGUCUAUUGAUAAUGAUGAUGAAUCUGAUGAGUUGUCCUUUGAUCCAGAGGAUUCAGCAGCUUUAGUGAGAGAUGAAGAUGAUGAGGCAAGCUUAACUAGGACAGCUGAAGAGAAUCUUAGUAUGGAUCACAGAGAGGCAAGUGUAGGUCAAGAAUCUGCCAAGCUGAAUACUUCUGGAUCUGAAGAUGGAGAUGUGUUGCACUCAUCAUCUCAAGUAGACAAAUCCUUAUUUCCUUCUUCCACGCAUUCUACCCUGCAUGCUGUUGGGGCUGUGCAGGAAUCUCCUGGUGAAAGUCCUAUGUCAUGGAAUUCACGUGUACAACAUCCAUUUUCUUAUCCUCAUGAUGGCUCUGAUAUUGAUGCCUCUGUUGACUCCCCGAUGGGAAGUCCCGCAUCAUGGAAUUUGCAUCCAUUAAAUCAAACAGAAGCUGAUGCAGCUCGGAUGCGGAAGAAAUGGGGAAGUGCUCAGAAACCGAUGAUUGGAGCGAAUUUAUCGAGCACUCAAUCAAGGAAGGAUGUGAGUAAAGGAUUUAAGCGGUUACUGAAAUUUGGCAGGAAAAGUCGGGGCACAGAGAGCUUGGUUGAUUGGAUUUCUGCUACAACUUCUGAGGGAGAUGAUGAUACAGAAGAUGGACGAGAUCUUGCUAAUCGGUCAUCCGAAGAUUUAAGAAAGUCAAGAAUGGGGUUCUCACAGGAUCAUGCUUCAGAAGAAUCCUUUCGUGAAAGUGAUUUCUAUAGUGAGCAAGCCUUGAGAAGUUCAAUCCCAGCUCCUCCAGCUAACUUCAGAUUGAGGGAGGAUCAUCUGUCUGGAAGCUCCAUGAAAGCCCCCCGUUCGUUCUUUUCAUUGUCGUCAUUUCGAAGCAAGGGCGAGUCAAAACUUAGAUAAGCUCUGAAGAUGUUACUGGUUACAAUGUUAGUGGUCAUACCAUGAUAUGGUGUAAAGGAUGAUACCUAUAUUAACCAAAUGCUGUUGAGGUAUGAAGAGCUCGGUUGUCUGAUGUCGACAAUAGUAUUAUGUAUAUUAGGUGGAUAUGGGAAGCUCCUACAUAAUCAGGCCUUUUAUCUCUGAGAAGUGAUUGAAUAUUAUCUUGUACAUUUGUAUUGAGCAAAACAUCGCCAACUAGCGGAGUUGUUGUGAUUUUGGUAGGAAAGAGCAUUCCCAUUCCCCCCUUCGUUUGCAUUAAAUUUGUAUGUUGUACAUUUGAUAUUUUCACUCUUAAAUCAUAUGUUCAGAUUUUAUAGAGAGCUAUGUAAGGAAGAGUUUGAUGGCU